Molecule: messenger RNA, 4029 nt
Organism: Artibeus jamaicensis (Jamaican fruit-eating bat)
Lineage: Eukaryota; Metazoa; Chordata; Mammalia; Chiroptera; Phyllostomidae
Product: protein NYNRIN-like
Exons: 1
Coding region: 1-1593 (530 amino acids)
Biological process (GO): DNA integration
Molecular function (GO): RNA-DNA hybrid ribonuclease activity; RNA stem-loop binding
Source: RefSeq, a predicted model, not a curated record
AUGCGGGAAGGGCAGCGACUAGCAGGGGCGGCAGUCACCACUGAGACGGAGGUGAUCUGGCAGAAGGCGUUGCCAGCUGGAACUUCAGCCCAGCGAGCUGAACUGAUUGGCCUGACCCAGGCUCUGCGUCUAGCAGAAGGUAAGACCGCUAAUAUCUACACCGACAGCAGGUAUGCUUUCGCCACCGCUCACAUCCACGGAGCCAUUUACAAAGAGCGUGGCCUCCUCACUGCCGGUGGGAAGGAAGUUAAGAACAAGGAAGAGAUCCUGGCCCUCUUGGAAGCUAUAUGGCUCCCCGCUAAGGUAGCCAUAAUACGUUGCCGAGGGCAUCAGAAAGGUGAGUCACCCAUCAUCAGGGGAAACGAUUUGGCUGCCGUCGCUGCUCGGAAAGCUGCGGAGGGAGAAGUAGUUGUUCUUCCACUCAUUCCACGCCUCGAAAUCCCCCCAAAACUUAUCUACACCCCUGAAGAAGAGCAAGUUGGUCUAAAGGCAGGGGGAGUUAAGAACUCUAAAGGGCAAAUUGUGUUACCUGACUCCAAGAUCUUCCUUCCCCAAGGGGUCUUAAGGACAAUAGCCCAAGAGUUGAAUGCGAGCACCCACCUGGGCCAGAUCAGAUUAGAACAGUUAAUAAAGAAAUAUUAUACAGGGUCAAAGUUAAGAGAUACAGUUCAGUCAAUAACCACUAGAUGUCAGACAUGCGCUAAGGUAAAUGCCCAGAAUAAGAAGUAUCCUCCCCUGGUAAGGUACCGAGGUAAGAGUCCAGGUGAGUUAUGGGAAGUAGAUUUCACUGAAAUGGGACCAGGAAAAUCUGGGUAUAAGUAUCUCUUAGUAUUAGUAGACACUUACUCAGGUUGGACUGAGGCCUUCCCCACUAAGGGGGAGACCGCUUCCGUUGUAUGCAAACUACUCCUGAGAGAAAUUAUCCCCAGAUAUGGGCUUCCAUUAGUUAUUGGCUCAGAUAAUGGCCCGGCCUUUGUCUCAAAGGUCUCCCAAGAAUUGGCCAGCAAAUUACUGAUUGAAUGGAAGCUCCAUUGUGUUUAUAGACCCCAGAGUUCAGGACAAGUAGAAAGAAUGAACAGAACUCUAAAAGAGACUAUUAUUAAAUUAAAAGAAGAGACUGGCGAAAACUGGGUCGAGCUUCUUCCUUUUGCCUUAUUCCGGGUAAGGUGUACCCCUUACGUGGGGUCUUGGACCCCAUAUGAAAUCAUGUUUGGGCAACCUGUUCCCAUAAUACCAAAAUUCUCAGUUGAGGAGAUAGCCAACUCCAACUUUAACUACCUUAAGUCCCUCCAGGCUCUACAGCAGAUACGAAAAGAGGUUCGGUCUCUACGACACCAGCCCCCAGCUGAGACGACCCAGUGGCCUACUCCUCCUGAACCGGCCAGUGGGUGUGGAUCCUCAACCACCGGCGAGGAAACCUGGAGCCACGGUGGGUCGGCCCCUUCCAGGUCCUGCUCAGCACCCUCUCCGCAGUGCGAGUUGCAGAAAAACCCUACUGGAUUCAUCUAUCACACACAGAGCCAGCUCAGCCUCCUAGGGAACAUCAAGACACAUGGCGAGUCAGCAGAGAUCACGAGCGACCGCUGCGCCUAAUGUUCCUAAAACAGUAAGACUGUUCUCGAUUAUAGUGACUCUGUCCAUGAACCACGGGAAAGCUCUAAGCCAAGGCCUAGAACAGCAGGAGUGGGUACUCAUAAGGACAGCAGAUGGCACAGUCAUUGCCACUAAUUUUACUUGGGAUACAGGCCCAGUGACUCUACAUGCAGACUUCUCCAAGUUUUUCGAUAACCAUUUCUGUGACUCCCCUGCUGCUUGGAGACACACUGAUUGGGGGCGACUAGGAGAUGAAACAGGAUAUGCAAUGGGAGCCGUUACCAACUGUGACUCAAAUAUAAAGAAUAAAGCCCUUUUUCAGACCCCGUUUUACGGGUGUCCAGAACCCCCAGUAGGAAGGAGGAGAACCUGUGGGUCCCAUGGAGAUUUCUACUGUAAAGCAUGGGGUUGUGAGACUCUCACCGAUGGGGGGUGGAGUCCCGGAGCGGGGAAGGAUAAAGCUAUCACCCUCUUAAGGGAUAAGAGACGAAAACCUGCGGGCGGAUGGGAUCAGAACUGCGCCACAAACAAUUGCAACCCAACUGUCAUAACUGUUUUAAACCCCAAAGACCCCGAGUGGGUGAGAGGGCGAACCUGGGGCAUCCGCCUGUAUGUCGCGGGGAGAGACCCAGGAACCUUCUUCACUGUAAAGAGAUUACCCACCAGGGGAAGGCCCCUCCUGAGAGGAGCGGCGGGCAGGCUGCCACCUCGCCCGCCCAGUCCAACUGCAGGCCUAGCAGCUACGCGCUCUCCUGACCUAAAAGGAACCGGACCCCCUCCCGGGGAAACUGAGGCCCCAGCACAGCCUAGAGAGGAAGAAGAGAACCCCAGGCCACCCCUCCGUAGCCCACCACCCCUGGUAGGCAGGCCUCAUCAUCAAGGAGAGCCGGCCCUUAAGCCUCUUAGAACAGGUGUUUCCAUAUUUUAACCAUACCAUGCCAAACAUUACUGAGUCCUGUUGGUUAUGCCUUAGCCCAAGGCCCCCAUUCUAUGUUGGCCUGGGGGUCAACUCCUCCGCAGGGGGAAAUAACACUCCCAUCACAAUGCAACUUCCCCCAGGGCAAAGACAGGUGAAAGGUCUCGAACAAUGUGAAUUUGAAGGUACCAUCACCUUGGCAGAGUUUCGUGGGCAGGGAACCUGUUACUUGUUAGCUAAUUUCACCCUCAACAAUUCGAAUUAUGCAGAUUACUGUCUCAACCAAGUACACAUACCGGAGACCCCAGGAACAUUGACUAUAACAAGAGCCCCAGAAGGGCUAUGGUUUAUACGUACCCAAGGUAUUUUUAAAUGUCUAGUUCCUACUAACCCAGAACUUUGUGUUAGUGCAUAUAUUGUUCCCCAAGUAUACCUAUAUGGAGGGGACCCAAACUUUGUGCUACGACCCCCUUCCAGAGUCAAGCGGACUCCAUUGCUCAUACCCAUAGCUGCCACUAUUGGCAUAAUUGGAUCAGCAGCUGUUGGAGCGGGGGCACUAAUCCAUGGGGAGAAUAACCUUAGACAGUUAUCGCAGACAUUCUCUAAAGACGUCUCCCUGCUCCAGGAACAAGUAAUGUACCUAGAACGCCAAGUAGACUCCUUAGCUGAGGUAGCACUUCAGAACCGAAGGGGGCUCGAUCUUGUGUUUCUUCAACAAGGAGGACUAUGGCAGCCUUAGGAGAAGAGUGCUGUUUUUAUGCCAACCAUUCGGGGGUAAUCAGAGAAAGCAUAAAAAUGCUAACCAAAAGACUAAAAGAAAGAGAACAAGAGGAAGAGACCUCUUCGUGGUAUGCCUCUCUGUUUAAAGCUUCCCCUUGGCUGACCACGCUCGUAUCAGCGCUAGUCGGCCCUGUGCUUCUCCUAUUGCUUGCCCUAACUAUAGGACCUUGGAUUGUAAACAAAAUCUUUGCUUUUAUUAGAGAUAGAAUUGAUGCCAUUAAACUUAUGGUAUUGUCCCAACCAUAUACCAUCCUGCCUCAAGAUGACCAGCAGUCAGUGGUUUAACUGCUAAACCUCCGGUUUAACUGGAGGGGGGAAUGUAAUAGCCAUUACUAGUGGAAACAUACAGACAGCCGUUAGGCAUCUGCAGUUCCUGGAACUGGGCAAUGAACAAACAUCUGGGAACGGUAGGGUUCAAAGUCCUAGCCAAAUAAGGUAACUAACCAGGGCCCGCCAGAAGAUGCCCGCCAGCAUCAGCACCCACCAAUCAGGGACCUUCGCCGUUUUCAACUUAGCAAAUAGCUAACCGUUACAUCUGCUUCUGUAAGCCCGCGCUUGCUUAUUCUGCCCUAUAAAAGCCCCGUAGUCUGUAAGCCAGGCGCGACUUCCAUCUGGUAGCUCUGAGUAGCUACGUGGCUCCGGUCACAUCUGGGAAGUUCGCCCCUGCCCAGGUAAAGCUUGGCCAAAGAUUUUUUCAUUUGACCCCUUGGCAAAAAAAAAAUUAAAUUCUUCCAAACUAA